This is a messenger RNA of Colletotrichum chrysophilum, 1329 nucleotides long. RefSeq lists its product as uncharacterized. NCBI's taxonomy places the organism in Eukaryota, Fungi, Ascomycota, Sordariomycetes, Glomerellales, Glomerellaceae. The coding region runs from base 1 to 1329 and encodes 442 amino acids. The record is from RefSeq and is a predicted model, not a curated record. The transcript has 3 exons.
AUGUCGCAGGCCAUCGCGGCUCUAGUCUACGCGGCGCAGGAGGCCCGGGACACAACGACGACGACGACAGCAGCCUCGCCUGCCACGAUAUCUUCGACGUUACCGCCCGUCAGCAACGACUACCCGUACCCGGAGACGGGGCUCCAACAGAUUGGCUUCUUUAUUCUCUUCUUCUUUCCGGCUUUGGCGCUUAUUGUGGUGGGAUUGAGGGUGUAUAGUCGAGUCAGCACAAAGCAGUUCGGAUGGGCACAGGCGGAGUCCAUCGCCGAGACGGGAGCAUCCUACAUGGGCAUGCGGUAUGGCUUCAUCGGCAUCCACGUCUACGACAUCCCUCUGGUUGCAGACAACCGCCUCGGCAGUUUGUGGAACUACAUCAUCCAGCUCCUCUACAACCCGAUCCUCGCCCUCGUCAAGACGUCGGUCCUCAUGUUCCUCCUCCGCCUGAGCGGGCAGAAGCGGCGCAUCCGCUUCGCCCUCAUCGGCCUCAACGUCUUCAACCUGACUCUGAUGGUCGCCAUCUUCGUCACCGUCAUCUUCCAAUGCCAACCCAUCAACUACUUCUGGGAGAAGGCGGGCCGGAACCCGCCCACGGAGGGGAAGUGCAUCGACAUGAACGCCUUCUACGUCAGCACCGCGUCCCUGACCAUCCUCACCGACGUGCUGGCCCUGGCGAUGCCGUUCUGGAUCUUUCUAGGACUCAAGAUGCCCACGAGGGUCAAGAUGGCUCUACUUGCCGUCUUUGCCCUGGGAGGAAUCGUCACCGCAAUCAGCAUCCUCCGCCUCCUCUGGCUCGUCGAAGUCGGCUACCACAUCAACACCACCGACCCGACCUACGACAUCCGCUUCACCUACUCCGCCGUCGAGACGAACCUCGCAAUCAUCACCGCCUCGGCCCCGGCUCUCCGCGGCCUCUUCCUCCGCUGGUUCCCCAAGUUCUUCGCCUCGCUCAAGUCCUCCUCCAACGGCCGCUACGGCUACGGCCGCUCCGGCGACCCUACCAAGAAGUCGCGGACCACGGCGACGGUGACCACCAACACGCGCGGCCGCAGCGGGACGACGAACCGCGACAACGCCUUCCAGCUCAAGAACAUGAAGGGCCGCUCCGAGAUCAGGGGCCACUCGCCGACAACGAGCGAGGAGGAGAUCAUGACGUACGACGGCAUCAUGCGCACGACCGAGGUGAACAUUGUGUACGACGACAAGAGGGACUCCACGCCGAGGCCGCCGCCAGCCGGGGGCAGGGCGCCGCCACCACCGAUGGAUAGGGGCCCCGGGAGGAGUCAUUACGAUACCAAGCUGUACUCGACCAACAGCUCAGAGAGUUUCUGA